GCGGGGGGGGCAGGCUGCAUUGCCUCGGCCCGGCUGCGUCCCCCCACCUCCAAAUCCCCCCCCCCCGUGCAAUGGUAUCGCCCAGCUCCGCUCGCCGGUGCCCCGAACAACGGGCAUUGCUCGUGAACGGGGCAAGGAUCAAUGCAGCAGCGCUGCCGCGGGGGUGGGGGGCUGAGCUGAGCACGUGAAUAAAUGCCAGCCCAUAAUUGAAUAGUAAGGAGGCCCCAUGCCCCCCGUGCCAGGCGCUGGACAUGGCACUAGCAAGAGCUCGCCCUGGUCCCCAGAGCCUAUAAGAGAGCCAGGGCUGGUUGGCAGCGGGGGGGACUGAGGCAUGGGGUCAGCACCGAGACCCAACCCAGGCCUCCGCAGUCGGGGGUUGGUGCCCCCCCGCACCGCGGUCCGGCACCCCCUGCCCUCCUGGCCUGCAAUGCAGUGGUGACCCCGCGCAGUGCCCUCGGAGAGGCGGCUCCUGCCCCCAAGCCACCCCCAUGCCCUCUCCCGGGGUGCCCCAUGCUCCUCACCAGGCGGCAGCGAGGAUCCUCCUGUUCUGCGGGGGGAAACUGAGGCACCAAAUGAUGCACGUGAAGUCAUAGAGGGGGUCUGCGGUACCAGGGCAUUCACCCCCUCCCCCGGGACCCGCGCGUCGUCCCUCUGCUGCUGCCGGGGGUCUUGGUAGAGCAUGAGAGCUGCCAUGGACGGGGUCAGACCCCAGGUCCGUCCUGCCCACGUCACCCGGCGGCAGUGACGGGGUCUGAGCAGGGUUUCCCCCCGUUCCUCUCCCCCUCGCAGCCAUCGAGGGUCCAGGACGUGGUGGCCCCAAGGCCGUGCCCCGCACUCCCGCGCCCCUUCCCCCCAGCACGGGCCCAGCCCCGGGGUGGAUCUGCAUGAACUCCCUGUGCCGCUCGCACCUGGUGCCCGCGAGCUCCCCACUUUCACCCCACGCGGGGGGAAACGACCGUCCUGGUGUGGUUUCACUGCCCACCUGCUCGUUUCAUGCCGGGACCCCUCGUCUUUGUCUGGCGAGAGAUGGCCAGGAAUCGGUCCCUGUGACCGUCUCUGCCACUUUGUAUGCUAUAAACCCUUGUCCUGUCCCCCGUUCAGCACCUCUCUCCUAAUCCCCCGGGCCCAGGCCUCGUUAGUCUCCCCCAUAGCACCGACCCCCCGCGCUGCACCUUCCCCAGCUCUUCCCCAUCCCUUUGGAGGUGCGAGGACCUCAGUGCUGCUGCCCCGGUCGGGCAAUUGGGUUUCAAGUUUGGAUGGGGCAGAAAUCAAAGUGGGGUAACUGCCCAGGUGCCCCCGGCCUGGUGCCCGCAGUACCCGGCUAGCACAGGACAACCCAGUUUCCCCUAAUCCCGGUUUCCAGCUGCUCCGUUCCCCCCGGACCCGUCUCCCUUCUCCAGCCUUUGUGGCUGGGAAGACGAAGGCCCCUCCCUGCCCCUGGAGUGGCGUCUGCUGACCGUCUGCUGACCGUCAUCCCUGAUAAGGUGCCGGCCCCAGAUGAAAGCCCAGACGCUGCCCUCGCCCCUGGGCAGACCCAACCUGAAGGCGCCUCCGAUCCAGGUGCCUCUCGGGGCCUCCCCAUGGAGGCUCCCGGCAUGGAAGACUUCGGCCAGUUCGUGCCCGCCGGCCCCCAGCCCUGCCUGGGACCCCCCGGCUUCCCCGUCCCCCACUGCCUCUCGCCAGGCUCCAUGCAGGGCUACCGGAGCGGGGGUUUUGCCAGCCCUGGGGAUUUGCCCGGCUACCACCAGGACGGCUACCACGGCCCAGACUGGUACAGGACGGUCCAGGAGGGGCCCUACCCGGCAAUCUCCCGCUACGUGGGCCCCGCGGGCUUCGGGGCCCCCGGCCCAGGCUGCCUGAGCUACCUGGGCGAGAUGGCGAAGCCGCCGGGGCUCGUGCUGGCGCCCGGGGGCCGGAGGAAGCGCCGGGUGCUGUUCUCCCAGGCGCAGGUCUGCGAGCUGGAGAAACGCUUCGAGCGGCAGAAGUACCUGACGGCGGUGGAGCGGGAGCGCCUGGCCCAGCUCACUUGCCUCACGCCCACGCAGGUGAAGAUCUGGUUCCAGAACCACCGCUACAAGGCCAAGCGCCAGGCCAAGCGGCGGGACGUGGGCGAUGGGCCCCCUGCCGAGCCCCCACCGGAGCCCAGACCCGCGCUCAAGCCCUGCUGCCUGCUUUCCGGGCUGGCACCUGGCAGCCAAAACAGCCCUGGGGGGAAGACGUGGUAGCCAAAAAAGCUCCAGCGCCCGGAGUCCUGUGAUUCCUGGAGGGUCUCAUCCAGGCAAGCUCCAGCUCCCAGAGUCACGUGAUUCUGGUUAUGUCCACCCCUGUUUUGCACGGUCACCCUCGCCUGGGUCCAGCUUGCUUGGUACCAGUGCCCACUGAGCCCAGCAAGGAGCUCACCAAGGACCUGAGGAAUCGCAGGGAGCCUCUGAUGUGUGCCCCUGGGGCCCCCAAACUCCUGCACCCCGCUCCAAUUGGCUCAAGGGGCAGCUCUUUUCAGCACCGGAGGCCUCAAGUGCUCCACGACCGAGAACACGGACCCAGAGACAGGCACGGAGCACGCAGGAGAGACUCGACAGAGGAGCAGGGACCGGACAGAGGCCGAACGCACCCAUUUCUCACCUUUCUGCCCCCAAAACAAUCUCCUUCCUUCUGUGGGGAGGGAAAAGCCGACAAUUCCCCAUGCCAAGAAAAACCACGCAGUGAUUCAAAAGCCACAGGCAGCAGCCUUAAAAAAAACAAAAAGCCACAAACAGACUUAGAGAGAAAAAUGUAACCUUUAAUUUACCGAGCGAGAGAGAGAAGAAAAAGGACUGAUUUUUGGCCUCAAAACAGACACUUUUUGCCAGGCGAUCGGGGCCAUGGAAGAGUCACCACGAAGCGCCCACGGGGGAAGGCUGCGAGGUGCUGACGACUUCCUGAGCAGGGACGGCGCCGGCUGCUUGUGGCUCUGUGCUUUUCUCCAAAAGAUAAUUAAAACCCCCAAAACCAUU
Alligator mississippiensis (American alligator) is the source of this 2993-nucleotide messenger RNA. Its product is annotated as homeobox protein Nkx-2.4. Gene Ontology annotation, cellular component: nucleus. The record is from RefSeq and is a predicted model, not a curated record. NCBI's taxonomy places the organism in Eukaryota, Metazoa, Chordata, Crocodylia, Alligatoridae. Gene Ontology annotation, biological process: regulation of transcription by RNA polymerase II; cell differentiation. Gene Ontology annotation, molecular function: RNA polymerase II cis-regulatory region sequence-specific DNA binding; DNA-binding transcription factor activity, RNA polymerase II-specific. The transcript has 2 exons. The coding region runs from base 1581 to 2225 and encodes 214 amino acids.